This is a messenger RNA of Drosophila navojoa, 1955 nucleotides long. Its product is annotated as esterase B1. Lineage: Eukaryota; Metazoa; Arthropoda; Insecta; Diptera; Drosophilidae. The record is from RefSeq and is a predicted model, not a curated record.
GCUCACUUAGUUAGUGUUUACUGUACAUCAGAGUUGGGUGCGCAUACGAGCAAUAGUAGAUUGCUCUAUUCUAGUAGAACGUUCAGUUGCAGCUCGUCAAUUGGCAGGGACGGAAGUGGUAGCGCCGAUAGUACUUAAAGCGGCACACAAGGAGGAAGAGUAUCCCAUCCACGAUGAAUAUACAAAUGAGUGUUGUGGAGCUGCUCAAGCUGGGUGCCAAGCUCAUCGGCCACAAAAUCGAGCAGUACAAUCUAGCCACAAAGGUCACAGUGGUGGUAAAUACCCAGCAUGGUCAGGUUCGAGGACUUCAGCGUAAGACCCUCUAUGAUCACUUACUCUAUUUCGCCUUCGAGGGAAUACCGUUCGCCAAGCCUCCGCUGGGCGAGCUGCGUUUCCGCGCACCUCAAUCUCCAGAUCCAUGGACUGGCAUCAGGGACUGUACGUUCACGCGUGCCAAGCCGGUGCAGCAAAACUUUGUGAUGCAUGUGCUGGAGGGCUCCGAGGAUUGUCUCUACUUGAAUGUUUACACGAAGACGCUUAAGUCGGACAGACCGCUGCCUGUCAUGGUUUGGAUCUUUGCUGGGGGCUUUCAGAUUGGCGAAGCCGACAGAGACACGCACAGUCCGGAUUAUUUUAUGCAAAAAGACGUCGUCCUAGUCACCAUCAGCUAUAGACUGGGAGUUCUAGGUUUUCUCAGUCUCACUGAUCGAGAUUUGGAUGUGCCCGGCAAUGCUGGACUCAAGGAUCAGGUAAUGGCUCUUCGAUGGGUAUACAAUAACAUCGCCAACUUCAACGGCGAUCCGUCCAACAUAACUCUGAUGGGCCUAAGCGCAGGCGGUGCUUCCACUCACAUAAUGAUGACAACGGAACAGACACGCGGUCUGUUCCAUAAGGCGAUCAUCAUGUCGGGCUCGUCGCUGUGCGACUGGGCCAACUCGCCCAACCACCAGUGGCCCUAUCGGCUGGCCUGUCACCUGGGCUAUAACGGCACCGACAACGAGAAGCAAGUGUUUCGCUUUCUGCAACGCGCCUCGGCUAAGGAACUGAUCGGCUGCUCAGCGCUGCCGAGUCAAGAAGAGGCACGUGAUUACAUACUGUUCCCCUUUGGACCUGUCGUCGAGCCGUACGUGAGCCCCAGCUGUGUAAUCGCACAGCCGCCAGUAGAGGCGCUCGCCGGGGCAUGGGGCAAUAGAAUACCUCUGAUGAUUGGCGGCACCUCGUUCGAGGGCUUAUUCUCAUACCAGUUCAUAAUGCGGGACACGGCGCAAAUGCUGAGUGCCUUCGAGGCCAUAAUACCCAGGGAGGUGCGCGAAGUGUCCACGCAAGCGGAGCUGAAAGAGCACAUCAGACGCCUGAAGGUGAAGUUUUUCGAGGAUGCCACUCGCGGCCGCAUGGAGUUCAAGGAGUGCCUGCAAUUGCUUUCCUUUAAGCACUUUUGGCACGGCAUUCAUCGCACAGUGCUCGCUCGCAUUGCCCAUGCCAAAGACGCACCCACCUACCUCUAUCGCUUCGAUUUCGACUCGCCCACAUUUAAUCACUUUCGGAUUAUGAAUUGCGGGCGCCAUGAACGGGGCGUCAGCCAUGCUGAUGAUCACUUCUACCUCUUCUACUCCAUCCCAGCCAGCAAACUGGACAAGUCCUCAGAGGAGUACCGCACAAUAGAGCGUAUGAUUGGCAUGUGGACGGCGUUCGCGGCCAACGAUAGUCCUCAGUGUCCUCAGUUGGGAUCUGUCCAGUGGGAUCCCGUCGACUGCAGUUGCGCUCUCAAGUGCCUCAACAUUAGCCGACAAUUGCAGUUCAUCAAAUUGCCAGAGAGCAAGCACCUGAGACUCUGGGAUAGCUUCUAUGAGAAGCUGCAAUUGUACUAGCUAAUCGACACCAAAUCAAGAACGUAAUAUAUUGUUCAAAAUGAUAAGGAUUGUGAGAAAAUUGACUAAAUAAAUAAGUGCUAGAGA